Mycena citricolor is the source of this 1581-nucleotide messenger RNA. Lineage: Eukaryota; Fungi; Basidiomycota; Agaricomycetes; Agaricales; Mycenaceae. The record is from the annotation of a GenBank genome assembly.
UCGAACCUCAAGUUUCACAUUCCCCCGUAUUUGACCCCUUUUCCUGCUGGAUUUGCGCAGCCCACUGCCUCAUUGAAGUCACUCAUCGUGACAGAUCAACAUGGUUAGAUCUGUGUGACACUUCAUCGCAGGCUGUGCCGCCUCCAUUGCGCUUAUCCUUGACCACGGCCACUCACGCACAUAUGGAUAUCGCCCCGAUCACUGACCACCUCAAUGAAGACAUCUUAAUCUUAAUACUGAUUUUCUGCGAUGCCCACGCCGUGCUCCAACUGUCAUCUGUCAACAAACUCUUCCACACCCUUGCUCGCUCGAAGCAAGUGUGGAUGACGCUUAACGCGGACAUCAUAGCGCGCAAUCUGACGGACGUCGUUCCGCCCUUGGCUCUUGAACAGCUCUCCGUUCCAGAGCUCAUCGCUGAGGCGCGCCGCGUUGCGCGUGGACCCUCAUCAUGGGCUGUGGGUUCAUUGCCUCAGGCUCGCUGUGUUCCUGCAAGAUCUAUAAGCCUCCCAUCGAUUUCUCUUGCCGAAGCCGAGCACACGCAGGUCCGACUUGUUCCAGGCGGCAACUAUGCGUUCCUGACCAGCGUACACGAGUUCCGAUGCAUCGAUGCACUCUCUGGUGAGGUCCUGUGGACAUGGAGCGGAGACUUGGUUUAUUACACGGAGAAGAUGGAGAUCGGUGGUAGGGUAAUUAAUCUGGUAAUAUUGUCGAGGGUGGACGAUAGAAGGACAGGCCUUGAGAUGUGGAGGCUGGACUUCUCUAGUUCCGUCUUGCAGCAGCAGAAGAUUCUCAACGUGGAUCUAAUCGGCGUCGCUUUCAACGACGCGGCCAAGGAAGCGAUCUUGGUCGUAAACUGGAGGCUUGCGUUGUGCGUAAUUAUCAAAACUCAGCCAUCAAGCUAUGCCCAAGACGUUAGCUUUGUUCCUAGACACAUGAUCUUGCUGAUGGCUUCUCCGGUCAAGCCACAUCACGCGACGCUCUUCAUCUUCUCCGUCGACGUUCUCGAUGGCCACUGGAGACCGUUCAAUCCUCUCUCCAGCGAAGAUAUCGCACUAGCUUCCAUGACUAGUCUCGAGCUUGAUGUCGACCAGGCAGUCUGCCGCAAAACGCUUGACGACUUCGAUCAUGCUGAGCAGUUGCUGCUGCAUAUGCGAAUGAACCCCCUCCGCCAUAACGCCUACACGAUCUUGAUUUACGGCUCGUUGUCUAACAAUGCUGCCGAGUCACAUGCUGCAGUGUUCACAUUCUACGUGUCGGUCACGGAUGGGAUACUGAAAUAUCGAACGGCAUCGGUCAAAACGGUUGCAAUGGUCGAGGAUCCGGCGCUGUCUUAUUCUUCAUACGCCCUGGACCCGGAGAGCGAAUGCCCGAGGCUGCUAGAUGUGUCCACUCUGGGCCGCGACGAUCUGGAUAUCGCAUCUUUCCGCCCAGGGGCUUUCCCGGAGCGGGUGAGCGAUGCGCGGCUAUCGUCGUUCGGCGGGACGAUCACCAUUCUUCAUGGCCAGACUAUGUUCAUCGAAACAUUUGUGUAGCUCGAUCUGUCCGAGUGAGAAUGUCUCAAUUUUACGAUUUUUUAUCUGG